CAAUCUCCGUCGUCUUCGAGUUCCCGAUCCUCAGCUUUUAACACGACGGAACCCUAAAAAUCGGCAUCGCUGGUGAUUCUAAUCGUUUUCUGGUGAAGUUGAUUCGAAGUAGCUCUUCUCUUCGAUGGCUUACGUAGACCACGCGUUCUCGAUAUCGGACGAGGACCUAAUGAUAGGGACAUCGUACACCGUCAGUAAUCGACCGCCGGUGAAGGAGAUCUCACUCGCGGUGGCUCUCCUCUUGUUCGGAAUCGUAGGAAUCGUCUCCGGUUUCUUCAUGGCGUACAACCGAGUUGGAGGUGAUCGAGGCCACGGUGUUUUCUUCAUUGUACUGGGGUGUCUUGUGUUUAUCCCAGGGUUUUACUAUACACGGAUUGCAUAUUACGCUUACAAAGGAUAUAAAGGCUUCUCCUUCUCCACCAUACCAUCCGUUUAACCCCCCACCCUUAUGAGUACUCAGUGUAUAGUUUUUGUUGUUUCUUGUGGUAGCUUUUGUAUUGCUUAAUGACUUCUUAUGUUUAGUGUGAUGUUUACAUGACUUGAAUGAUAUCCAUGUUUAAUAUGUAUCUCUUUUUGAUUUCUCA
Messenger RNA from Raphanus sativus (radish), 584 nucleotides. RefSeq lists its product as uncharacterized. The coding region runs from base 125 to 436 and encodes 103 amino acids. Gene Ontology annotation, cellular component: endomembrane system. The record is from RefSeq and is a predicted model, not a curated record. Lineage: Eukaryota; Viridiplantae; Streptophyta; Magnoliopsida; Brassicales; Brassicaceae. The transcript has 2 exons.